Molecule: messenger RNA, 1266 nt
Organism: Nilaparvata lugens (brown planthopper)
Lineage: Eukaryota; Metazoa; Arthropoda; Insecta; Hemiptera; Delphacidae
Product: mpv17-like protein
Exons: 5
Coding region: 472-1035 (187 amino acids)
Cellular component (GO): cytoplasm; membrane
Source: RefSeq, a predicted model, not a curated record
GAACGACGUAGCGAGCUAGCUACUACCAUCCAAUAAAGAUAAUUUCGUAAUAAUUUACUCAUCGUCGACUACAUAGAUACUAGAGUGGCCUUGAAUGGCACUCACGAGUGUUUCAGCUUAUACACUAUCACAGUUGCAGUGCUAUCUUCAAAACUAACCUAGCCACAAGGGCGGGUUAGGUUAGGUGAGUGUGUGUGCCUACUAUUUGGUUUCUUUUCUCAUUUUUUUACCCGACACAACCUGUCGUUUAAUUUGCGUGUCCCUGUUUAAUUGAAAGCGUCCCUCCUUGUCGCACACUUCCCUUCGUUGGGCUGGAGCAGAGUAGGAACCGUUCAGUCUGCGACUGAACCACGCACAGGUUGGUUGUCACUCUCUCUCUCUUUCAUUCCGGUUCUCUCUUCAUUCAUAGCGGGAGAAUCGAAUUCUGUUACCAGCUUUUCAUCAUGAUUUGAGUGGAAAUCAACACGAAUUAUGGCUUCAUUUAUAAAGAGUGCAUUCACUCGCUACCCUGUGAUAUCCAAUGCUGUCGUCUAUGGAACUAUGUGUGUGGGUGCUGAGUUCACACAGCAGACUUUCAAACGAAACUAUAGUGAAAAAUCGAAUCCUCCACCUUAUGACGUAGCAUCCUUAGGAAGAUAUGCUGUCGUUGGAACCUGUAUAAAUUCUAAUCUCUUAUAUUUCUGGUUCACACAUGUGGAAAAUCUAAGUCCAGGCACGUCUUUAAGAAGUAUUUUCCACAAGACGAUUCUCACACAAGUUAUACUUUCACCUAUUUUUGUAACUUCUUUUUACAUCAGUAUGAGUAUAAUGGAGGGGAAACAGGACAUAUUUGAAGAGUGCAAGCAGAAGUUCAUACCGACGUUCAAGUCGAGCUGUGGCUUUUGGCUGCCUGCGCAAACCAUCAACUUCCUAUUGGUUCCCCCCGCUGCCCGCGUCGUCUAUGUUGGCACAUGCUCCUUCCUCUGGCUCAACAUCUUAUGUCUGCUAAAGAGCGAAAAAGUGGCCGAAGACACACCCGCUCUAGAAGCUUUAUAAACAUCGAUUCUAUGCCACAUCUAGAUGUUGGCCCAAUGUCGACCGGCGUCAGUGUGUGGAUGGGUGGUUUGCCAGCGCUGGCCUUGCACCUUUACCAGGCUGGGCCAGCUUACUGGGCCAACAUAUGGCUGUGGCAUUAAUAAAAAUACGUAAUUGGACCAAUAAUUUAAUUGAAAGUUUUUGAACAUCAAUUUUAUAUUACUAAAAAUAUAUGCUGUUGAUUAUCGAUUA